AUGUAUUUUUCGUUCCUCAGAAAAUACCUUAUAAAAAUAAAAGAAGACUUAUAUCUGAUCGACUCAGAUUUUGGUUGGCUGACUGGAGGCUUCGACAGGGCUUUCAAUAAUAAAAAUGAAGAUGUGUUGUCAGUCGUGACAUAUUGUAGUUGUCAUGAUUCUAACUGUCCAUAUUUCUCCGAGCCAGAUCUUCCCCUCCGUAAUAUUGAUGUUAAGUUCUUAUGGGCGCUUGAGAGUAUUGGCAUCACGGACUCACCGAAGACAACAAAGGAAGAAGAAGCAGUUCACCAUUUUAACGAAAAUGUCAAGUACCAAGAAGGAAGAUAUCAAGUUAAGUGGCCGUGGAUACAAUAUCCUCCGGAAUUGCCCACAAAUUACGGACUCGCGCUUGGAAGGUUGAAAAGCUUAAUAAAACGUUCUGAUGAAGAAACUCUCGACAACUAUAAAGAAAUCCUAAAAGAACAGUUAGAAGCUAAGGUGAUUGAGAUAGUCCAGCCUUCACCUUUUCACGAACUGACACAUCCAGUUCAUUUCUUGCCUCAUCAUAUUGUAAAUCAAAAGGGAAAGAGAGGGCGUAUAGUGUAUGACGCGUCAUCAAAAAUUAAGAAUGAAAAAAGCCUUAAUGAAUGUCUGUAUGGUGGCCCAUCUAUGUUGGAAGAUCUUACGGGACUAAUCUUCAAUUUCAGAACAGGAAAGAUAGGCAUAACAGCUGAUGUGGAACGAGCUUUCCUCCAAGUGGGACUUCAAACAGAAGAUAGAGACGUUACCAGAUUUCUUUGGGUGAAAGAUCCCUCGAAGGAAGUAACAGAAGACAAUAUAGUACAGUAUCGUUUUUGUCGUGUCCCAUUUGGAAUUAUAUCCAGUCCUUUUUUAUUGACAGCGACGAUCAGACAUCAUAUUUCAAAGACAGAAAAUUCCCUACUAUCAAAAAUAGCAGACAGAUGUUAUGUGGAUAAUUUGGUAACGUCAGCUGGUUCCAACAAGGAAGCUCUACAACUGUACAAGGAUACAAACCGCAUAUUCCAGGAACUAGGUAUGAAUAUUAGAGACUGGAUGUCUAAUGACAAAGACUUUAUUGAGCAAAUUCCUUUAACUCAGAGAGAAAAACGGACAGAUAAGAUGAAGAUUCUCGGCUUAUUAUGGAAUAUAAAGAAUGACACCCUACAACUCAAUAUAGAUCCAGAAAUUUUUAUCACUGAGUCAAGAGGAAUCACGAAGAAAGGAGUGCUCAAAGUAUUAGCACGUUUAUAUGACCCCUGUGGUUUUGCAUCACCUUUAAUACUUCCUGGAAAGUUAUUAUUCCAGGAACUCUGCAAAAGAAAACUGAAAUGGGAAGAUACACUGCCUGAUGAUAUGCAGACGUUAUGGGAAAACAUAGUUAAAAACCUAGCUGCUAUAAAAGACAUAGAAGUUCAAAGAUACGUCGGAGAUACAUGCGAACAAACAGGAAAGAUCAUACGAUAUGAACUACAUGGUUUUACAGAUGCGUCUAUGAAUUCAUAUGCAGCGAUUGUAUAUUUGAGACUUAUAGGCGAAGACAAAACAGCAGUCACUUUCCUGAUGUCUAAGACGAGGAUCACACCAAUAGAAGACAAAAAUGAUUUGAAAAUCCCAAGACUUGAGUUGUUAUCCUUCUUGAUUGGUAGCAGGUUAAUGAAAUAUAUACAUGAUCAUAUAGAUAUAAAACUUUCAAGUUUGUAUCUAUGGUCUGACAGCCAAGUUGUCUUGGCAUGGAUGAAGACAAGCAAAUUACUGCCUCCAUUUGUAGCAAGGCGCGUUAAUGAAAUAAAACAAACCAGCCAUAUCCUGGGUAUAGAACUACGAUAUGUGGAUACAAAAAAUAACCCGGCAGAUAUAGCAACUAGACCAGAAUUAUGGCAAAAGAAACAAGAGUUAUGGUUUUAUGGACCAAAAUUCCUUACCAAAGAUGAAAAUCAUUGGCCUAAUGACACACAAACUAAUAAAGAGCUUUGCUUGGUUGGGAGGGCUCUAGAGAUAGUUGAUGGUCCAGAGAUGACUUCGAAGGGUUAUGAAAGUGAAGAAUUAGCCCUCACAACAGAAGAGCAAGAACUCACCGAGCAAUUGAAUGAGGAACCUUCAAAUAUUGAUAAUACAACUGGAAAUGAUAUCACUACAGACAACAUUAAGAGGAUUCAGAAAGAAUACCUUCCAAACGAAGUCAUGGGAAAAAGAACUAAUCUGUCGUUAGAUUUAGGAAUAUUCCGCGACGUAGAUGGAGUAUUGAGGAGCAAAGGACGUUUUGGGAAAGCAAAUUUGCCAUAUGAUAAGAAGUAUCCAAUAGUGAUCCCAAAACAAUCCUCUUUGGCAACCCAGAUUAUUAAAAGGACACAUGAAGAAAAUUAUCAUGUAGGUGUGCCCCACACCUUGAGUAUUAUAAGAGAAAAAUAUUGGAUACCCCAGGGACGUGCUCAAGUUCAGAAAGUUAUUAGAAGGUGCCCACAAUGCGUGAAGUAUGGUGGAGGCCCUUUUCAGUUACCACCAGCACCGGAGCUACCAAGUGCAAGAGUAAAUUAUAGCUCACCUUUCCAUUGUACCGGCUUAGACUAUCUAGGACCUGUCCUAGUAGAUACAGAUAAAGGAAAAGAAAAAAGGUGGAUAUGUCUAUUAACAUGUUUAGCAGUACGAGCUUUGCAUCUAGAAUUAGUUAAAGACUUAUCAGCGAAGGAGUGCUUACUAGCCAUUAGGAGAUUCACAGCUAUUAGGGGCAUACCGGACACCAUAAUCUCUGAUAACGCACUCCAAUUCAAACUGACCAGUGAAGUCCUGUCGUCAGAGUACUGUAUGAAUAAAGGUAUUAAAUGGAAAUUUAUAGCUCAGCUGGCACCUUGGCAGGGAGGCUUUUAUGAACGACUAGUAGCUUUAGUUAAGCACUGCUUGAAACGCACGUUGGACAAACAUCUGUUGACUGAGAACCAGAUGACAACGGUCCUUAAAGAGGUGGAAUCGGUGCUUAACACUAGACCGUUGACUGCAGUAGGUGCAGAGCCAGAAGAAGUACUGAAGCCAGCCGACUUCUUGACCCUUGGACAGUGCUUAGAUUUAAAUACAGAUUUACAAAUAAAUCAACAACUGACAAAUACAAAGGUUGACCUAGUGCAAAGUUGGAGAAGAGGUCAAAUGAUUCUUGAAGAAUAUAAAAGAAUGUUCAUUAACCAAUAUCUGCCAAGUCUUAGAGAGAGAUCCUUCCACACACACAAACAACCAAGAAUUAAAUCUAAAAAGGUACCUGAAAUAGGAGAUAUAGUUCAAAUCAGAGAUGAGUCCAAGAAUAGGACAAAUUGGAAAGUGGGAAAAAUUGUCUCUCUGAUUAAGGGCCAAGAUGGUGUUGUAAGAGUUGCUAGAGUCAAAGUUAAUGAUACGGAAUUCACACGAUCUCUUGGCCACCUGUACCCGUUAGAAGUAGACGAUGUUGAAGAAACAUGUAUACCAAAUAAAGAACUGCCUGAAAUGGUCAAUCAGGAAGAAAAUAAAGUAGUAAGAGUGGAAGAUACUUUAGACUCCAGUAAUGUUGAUGAAAUGCCUCAAGUGCCUGUAACGGACACAAGUACCCCGGAUAUACCUCCGGAUCAGAUAAUUGAUAACAAUAAUCCAGAAACCGUUCCUAGCGAUGAAUCAUUACCAUUACAAGAAAAUCCACUGACUCCUGUAGAAGAAACUUGCCCUACUCCGACAGACUUUGUUGAAGGUUCAGUAAUCGAAAGUCCUAGUAGAAAUGAGAAGAGAGACGCUGCCAUUAAAGCCAGAGAGAAGAUAGCGGAAUGGACGCGUCACCUGUUAACCGUCUUGUAA
Molecule: messenger RNA, 3810 nt
Organism: Cydia fagiglandana
Lineage: Eukaryota; Metazoa; Arthropoda; Insecta; Lepidoptera; Tortricidae
Exons: 1
Coding region: 1-3810 (1269 amino acids)
Biological process (GO): DNA integration
Molecular function (GO): nucleic acid binding
Source: RefSeq, a predicted model, not a curated record